Molecule: messenger RNA, 2407 nt
Organism: Mercenaria mercenaria
Lineage: Eukaryota; Metazoa; Mollusca; Bivalvia; Venerida; Veneridae
Product: guanylate-binding protein 1-like
Exons: 12
Molecular function (GO): GTP binding; GTPase activity
Source: RefSeq, a predicted model, not a curated record
AAAAUAUUGCUUAACCAUUACAGACAAAUAAAGGAUGAGCAAAGAAAGUCCACCACAGCGGCGCAAUACCGGAAAGCUGUCAGCAAGUAGACUAGGCAAAUUUGAUAAUUUGCCUUUUCCACGCUCGUCAGUUGGGAAAAAGAAAAGUCCAGACAAACCGACGACUAUACCGCCGCCUGGCAAUUCAAUAUUUCAUUCACCCAUGAUUCUGGUAUCAACUGUUGAUGGUAAACCGACAUGCGACCAGUCGACCUUAACCAAACUGAGAGAAAUAGAGAAACCACUGAACAUAGUUUCUGUAGUUGGAACACUGAGAACUGGAAAGUCAUUCAUCUUGAAUAAACUGGCCAGACACGGUUCAGCCGAUGCCAAUUCUUGGUUCGAGAUGGGUCACACAACGACAGCUGUGACAAAAGGUAUAUGGGUAAUGUGUCGUCCACAUCCAACACAGGAAGACCAAGUUCUUGUUUUACUAGAUACAGAAGGGAUUGAUGAUCCUGAUAAGGUCGAUAUAGAAGACGACAAAAACCUGUUUGUACUUGCCACGCUUUUAUCCAGCACAAUGGUUUACAAUACAGUAGCGAAUUUGGACAAAACUGUCUUUGAAAAAUUUAAAUUUUUAAACAGAAUCAAGACAUCAGUAAAAGUCAGCGGCUCAGAAGAAGACGAUUCUAUCCUUGAUUUCUUUUUCCCAAAUUUCGUUCUCACACUAAGGGAUGUUACUCUUAAAACUGAGGACGAUGAUACCUAUCUGGAAGAUAAGUUAAAGCUUAAACGACGCGAAAAGGACGAAAAUAUCAGAGAAGACUUCUUAAAAGAAUAUAAUCUUCCAAGAAUUCUCGUCCGAAGAUAUUUCAAAAACAGAAAAUGCUUCCGGUUUAGGAAACCAGUAAAGACAGAUCUUCUGGAAAAAUUGAUGACGCUACCAGAGAAUACAUUGAAGUCAGAAUUUCAGGAAACACUAAACAAGUUCCGAAAGUACAUAUUUUCUUGUGAGCCAAAGUUAAUGAAAUCAGGAAAAGCAAUAAAUGGCAGGAUGUUGAGUUCCCUAUUGCUGAAUUAUGUCCAUUCCAUACAAGUUGGAGAAUCUCCGUGUUUGACAAGCGCAAUGAUAUCGAUGUCGGCAGUGGAAAAUACACAUGUAGUCCAGAAAGCAUCGGAAAUUUAUAAACGUGAAAUGCAAAGACGUCUAGCUUCCCAUUCACCGAGCGAAAACGGUCUUGUUAACUAUCACAAGGACAGUAUGAAAGCUGCUCUUGAAGUUUUGAAGUCUGGACUAAUUAUUGACGAUGAACAAAUUUAUGAAGAACAGGCAAUGAUUUGCUUCAAAAACCAGUUUGAAAAAUUCAAGAAUAUUGUCAAGGAAGAUUUAAAAGCAAAAUGUUUGCAUACACUUGGGAGGCUGGAUACAACGAAAAUACAAGUGAAGAUAAAAAAUCGCAAAUACUGUACACCAACAGGCUAUGAUGAUUAUAUGAAAGAUAUAGACUUGUUGAUACAGCAGUUCAAUAGAGAAGCAGGUUACAUGGGAUCUGUGGCGAGAUUCGUUCUUCAAGAGUUUCUUGAUAAAAAGGUAGAAGAAGAGGAAAUUGUGUACAAAAUGAUUCUACAGGCACUUGAUGGGCAAGAAGGGUCAGCAAGGAGAAGGAUCAAGCGCCCGAGUUUGUUCAGAGAAGAAGAUGCUAACAUUUUAAAGGAAGAAGAAGAAGUUGAAGAAGCAAUUAGAGCUGAUAUUGAAAUGUUACAAGUCAAUGGCUUACAGAGCAUUGGUACACAAUACCUUGGUAUGCUUAGGACAAAAAUUGAAGAAGUAGACAGAGUGAAGAAAGAACUCACUCAGAGAAGCUCAUACUACCAUAAAUUAUGUAAAGAAACGGCACAUUGGAAAGGCAUUUUUGACAAGGCCACAUUUAAUCUUUCCCACUAUAGGAAGCAGCUAAAAUCAGUAACUGAGCAAAAAGAAACGGAUAUGCAAGGCACAACUUACAAUGAGCCUUGGGAAGAUGUUAUAGGACCGCUUUGGAAGAAAGCGCUGGAGAAGGAUGAAUCCAUAGACGAAGAUGAUGUCACGUCACAAUGUUCUUUUGAUGAGGAGGAUUUCAAACCUGCAAAAGAAGAGUCAGCAAGUGGAGACGGUUUAACAGUUCUCCCUGACAGAAUUUCGCCGGAGGGAAUGUCUGAUGACCCUGUUCCUGUUAAAGAACGGAGAAAUUCUGAUAAAUACGUGCGUCGUGUUUGCAUAAUAGGGGAUUCCAUGAUUAAACAUCUCCCUUCCAUUGAAGGUGUUACAGUAUAUGCGUUUCCGGGGGCAACGAUUGGAAACUUGUCUUUUUUGGUUACCUCAAAGGCGGUUCCACUAACAGACUUCAGUUUUGUGAUUAUUCACAGUAGUGAAGUUGUUGCUUCG